This is a messenger RNA of Aspergillus novofumigatus IBT 16806, 1437 nucleotides long. RefSeq names its product hemolysin-III family protein. The transcript has 3 exons. Gene Ontology annotation, cellular component: membrane. Lineage: Eukaryota; Fungi; Ascomycota; Eurotiomycetes; Eurotiales; Aspergillaceae. The record is from RefSeq and is a predicted model, not a curated record. Gene Ontology annotation, molecular function: signaling receptor activity. Bases 447 to 1385 code for a protein of 312 amino acids.
GAGCCGUAUACUGUCAGCUGAAGAUUCCAGAGACACUGGGGUAAUGGUCCAAAACUUUGUUACUCUGUAGACUGGCGUACAUUUGCUACCAGCCAAGCACUACCGUAGCAACUCAACAUGCGGCCGGCCACUCUUUCCCCUGAAAGUCAUGUUGACCUGUCAUUUCUCUCCAAUCAGAGGCUGGACCUUGCAGUGAUUGCUUUGCUUGUUUUCCUUGUGAUCUCCCAAUCAUAUUCGCCGGCGUAACCGCAUGGUUCGCUAUGAGUGGACCUUGACGAUCCAAGAAUGGGAGGAUGCGAGGGAGAAACUGAUGCUCAUCAUUCUUUUUACCUCCAAGGCUUAAGCCAUUAUUUUUACUCCUAUAUCAUUACUCGAUCCUUUCUCAGCAUGACCUAUGUGGUCAGGAUGUCCCUUGACAGCUUCUUCCAGGGACAAACAAUAGCAAGAUGGUCUUCAACGGGCUCCUCCGCUUCCGGAUCAUCCGCUCUAAACAGAUCAAGGAGAUCGCUCUGAGCGGAGGACAUGAUCAAUUGCAGCUCGACAAGAAACAAACUCUCCUCACCAUCCAGCAGCUUCCACCAUGGUACGAUCCCAACCCGUUUGUCCUUUCAGGAUACCGUCCCGAGAGCCGAUCCUACUAUCGCAGCUUCGCCAGUUGGCUCUACUGCCACAACGAAACGGGAAACAUCUACUCGCAUCUGAUCCCGGGCAUCCUGUUGCUUUCGUUCCAGGGCAUCCUGUACGAGUACAUCCGCACAAAGCAUGAGAACCUUUCCAACUUCGAUUGGUCAAUCGUCUCGCUGCAGCUUCUCACGGCCUCAAUAUGCCUCCUGACAUCGACGACGUACCACACCCUGCUGAACCACUCCGCAGCCGUCGCGCACCGCUGGCUCCAGCUCGACUAUAUCGGGAUCAUCGCGCUCAUUCUGGGCGAUUUCAUCAGUGGACUGCAUUUCGGGUUCUAUUGUAACCCGCAGCUGAAAUACUUCUACUGGUCGCUUAUUCUGGCCUUCAGCUCCGCCACCGCCGUGGCCCUCCUCAGUCCGCAGUUCAGGGCUCCCGAGUGGCGAUCGUUCCGCCUGGCCAGCUUCAUCUGCACCGGUCUCUCGGCGUUUGCGCCAAUCGGCCAUGCGUGCGUGCUUUGGGGCGUGCCGUAUCUCUGGAAGAUAGGCGUGCAGUAUUACCUGCUCGAAGGGUUGUUUCUGAUCAUCGGUUGCUACUUUUGGGAGAGGAGAGUUCCUGAGAGCCUGUACCCGGGUGCAUUCGAUAUUUGGGGCCACUCGCAUACGAUAUGGCAUGUCUUUGUGACGUUUUCCAUUGGUGCUCAUGUCAUGGGACUGCUGUAUGGCCUGGAGUACAGCUAUAGCCAGGCACAGUGUCGGUGAUUCUCGUCUCUCACAAUACUAAAAAGAAGAAUGACAUUGCGUUCUUGCGCAC